AUGGCUACCGCAACAGAUCCGCGGACCGAGGAGCUUCUUCGGCGGCCCAUUUAUGUCUAUGACAUGCCCCCGGAGGUUCUCGUCUCCAUCACAUUCAAGGAUGCACCCGGCGAGGCCCUCGCACAGACGGAGCAAUCUGAUUCCCCGGACGACCGGAGUGCUUCGCCUGCGCCGUCAAAUGAUAGUGUCGUAGGGUCGCAGGCUUGCUCCUUGUGCGCCCUCUCCUUUGCGACUGUGGAUGACCAAAGGAGCCAUCUCAAGUCUGAUUUCCACAACUACAACCUCAAACAGAAGCUUCGUGGCGGCAAGCCCGUCACCGAAGAUGAGUUUGAGAGGUUAAUCGCUGAUCUCGACGAAAGCUUGUCUGGCUCCGACUCUUCCGAGAGCGAGGAGGAUGAGGACGAGGAUGAGGGAGAUGACAGACGCAGGACGAUUCCGACGAAGAGCAAGGGCCCCAGAGGAAAGGCCGGGGCACCCUCCCCUCCUGUGGUUCAGCUCCCCUUGCUCCCAGAGAACAGCUACUUCGGCUUGUACCGCGCCCUCUUUACGGAUGAGGAGCUCAAGGACGAAUCCUCCAUCGUCGAGGUCAUCAAGAGAAGGCAGCUGCAACCCUUGGCCAUCCCCAAACCCGCUAAAGAUGGAUCGCUGCCGCAAAUCGCGUAUAAAGGGCCGCACAUCUUCUUGUGCAUGAUAGGAGGUGGCCAUUUCGCCGCCAUGGUAGUAUCCCUCGCGCCUAGGAAGGGCGCGAGUAACGGACCGAUGAACAGGGAGGCCACCGUCCUGGCCCACAAGACGUUCCACAGGUACACGACGAGGCGGAAGCAAGGUGGCUCGCAGUCGGCCAACGACAACGCCAAGGGCACUGCGCACUCGGCCGGGUCUGGCCUGCGAAGGGCCAACGAGAAGAAGCUCGUCGAGGACGUGCGUGCGCUUCUACAGGACUGGAAGCAGCUGCUCGAUACAUCCGAUUUGUUGUUCAUACGGGCUACCGGGGUUACGAAUAGGCGAACCCUCUUCGGGCCGUACGACGGACAGGUGUUAAAAGCAAAUGACCCGCGGAUUAGAGGGUUCCCCUUUACAACGCGGCGGGCGACGCAAAAGGAGCUGAUGAGGUCAUUUGUGGAACUUACAAGAUUCAAGAUCAAGGAGGUUAUCCCCGUCGCUGCCACCACUGCCGCCGAGGAUGCGGCCAAGGCCCGGUCGAAGCAAGAGAAGGCGACCACGCCCAAGCCUUCGAAACCAGCCCUCACCGAAGAGCAGGAGACGGCGCUGUUGCACACGUCGCAGCUCCAGGCCAUGAUUAGGAGAUCCAAGCUGCCGGCCCUGCUGACAUACCUCAAGACCAACAAACUCGAGCCCGACUUCCUCUUCCAACCUCCGGAGCAGAACUACCAUGCGCCGACCCUCUUGCACAUGGCGGCCGCCCAGAAUGCAGCCGUGUUAGUGGCAGGCCUGAUCUCCAAGGCCGGGGCGGACCCUACCUUGCGGAAUAAGGAAGGUAAAACGCCCUUUGAGCUGGCCGGCGACCGCCCCACGCGGGACGCCUUCCGCGUCGCGAGAUCGGAGCUCGGAGAGGCCAAGUGGGAUUGGGAGGCGGCCAAGGUACCGGCAGCGAUAACGAGGGCGGAUGCGGACAAGCGAGGCGAGCGAGAAAGGGAGGAGAGCGACAAGCGCGAGGGGAGCGGAGGAGAACCGAAGAAGAGAGGCUGCGGGCCGAAGAGGAGGCCAACGCCGACAGCGCAAGACGGAGGAAGGGGGUGCUGGGAGCAGCCGGGGCGAUGA
Molecule: messenger RNA, 1782 nt
Organism: Parascedosporium putredinis
Lineage: Eukaryota; Fungi; Ascomycota; Sordariomycetes; Microascales; Microascaceae
Source: the annotation of a GenBank genome assembly